Limulus polyphemus (Atlantic horseshoe crab) is the source of this 2602-nucleotide messenger RNA. RefSeq names its product nucleolar protein 4-like. The coding region runs from base 192 to 2414 and encodes 740 amino acids. The transcript is spliced from 10 exons. Lineage: Eukaryota; Metazoa; Arthropoda; Merostomata; Xiphosura; Limulidae. The record is from RefSeq and is a predicted model, not a curated record.
UAUCCCAGCAGAAACAGCGUGGGCCCAGCACUGAUUAUUUGAUGGCCCGUGUAACUAGCUAGUUUCUAAGCAAGAGUUUCCUCAAGAGACACCUACAGUCUUACUAAGGUCGUGAUAAUUGUUCUUUCGGACGUGAAUAAACCAUUACUUAGAGUUCGGCCCGGACUGCCAUAUAAUUUGCACAUCGGCGUAUGGAAAGACGUCACAACACGCGCCACGCGGCUGCCCUAGCAGCAGCAGCAGCUAUUGCCGCUUCUUCCUCCUAUAGUCCUGAACGUUCAGAUGUGAGGAAAGAAGAAGAGGUACCCUUAAAUGUGAAUUCAGAUAGUCCAGUUUUAGGGAAGAUAAUUAUGAACAAAGGAGAAAUGUACGAAAACUUCAAGUCCUGGGCCAUGAAGACUUACGGAGACAGUGCCAAGACUAAGACUGUUACCCGCAAAAAGUACACGCGUAUAAUAAAAAUCCUGAAAGGAGAAGAACACAGCAAUGCCGAAAAUUCUAAGUUUCGCUUCUGGGUGAAAGCCAAGGGUUUCAGGAUUGGUCCUCCCCCAACCCAACGCAUCGAAGGAGGACGUUCGGAUCAUCAUCUAUACGUCCCCUGUAACAAAGUAUCACCUGGCACCGGGAAAGAAGAGACAGUUUAUAAAAAAGUAGCGGUUGUUGAAAACUUUUUCGACAUCAUCUAUGAAGUUCACGUGGAUAUGGACACACGGGGCGGCAAGCAUGCUGGUCAGAAACGCACGUAUAAAACCAUUGCCGAAACAUAUGCUUUCCUGCCACGAGAGGCGGUAACUCACUUUCUGAUGUCUUGCGUCGACUGUCAGAAAAGAAUGCACGUCGGGGUGGACAGUGGCGGAAAAAGUGGUUCUCAUGGCAACAAGGAGCAUGGCGCCAGCAGCGGUAACACUUCCCCAGAGUCUGUCUCAUCAGCACGUGGCGACAGCAGCGCUACCCACUUAACAACGGACAUUGAUUAUAGCCUGCCAAUAACGACAACGUAUUUGAAACGUAUGCGAAGUCUAGGUUAUUCCGAAGAAGAAGCUUUGAAUUUUGACGGGGAGGAAGUUCCCUCGAACAUUGAGAGCGAGAGUAGUGAACAUGAAGCAGGAGGAAUGUUACCUAUUGAAGAGGAAGGGAAUUACCCCAUGAUAACAGAUGCUAACGAUGGAAUGAAUGAAAAUAAGAAGAAAGGACUGAGUCAGCAUCCAUCUGGAACUUGCCCAACAGAUGUACCUCUUGAUAUGAGUGGCCAAAAACGAGAAAAUGGACAUGUGAGAUGGUCACAGGAAGAACCAAUCAACAUGAUCAAAGUUAUUGACACCAAAGAUUCUGAGCAAAAAGAUCGUCCACUAUUACAACUAGCUAGCUCGAAGAGUGUUGGGGCUAUGCGUGAAACUUCGGAAACUCCUGAUGGCACGAAGGAUGAGGAAGACGAUGACGAGGAAGAUGAUGCAGACAAGAUAGAUGCGAAUGCGUAUGACCCUGAACGAUUAAAGGCGUUUAAUAUGUUUGUACGGCUAUUUGUCGAUGAAAAUCUUGAUCGGAUGGUACCAAUUUCACGCCAACCGAAAGAUAAGAUACAGGCGAUUAUCGAUUCAUGUAGUCGACAGUUUCCGGAAUUCUCCGACCGUGCCCGAAAGCGAAUAAGAACAUAUCUGAAAUCUUGCCGAAGAACUAAGCGCGCAAGAGAUUAUAAUGGAUGGGAUUUGGACCGAUCUACACCCCAUCUAUCGUCUCCGCUGGCUGAACAAAUUUUGUCAGUAGCGUGUGAUAACGAGAGUCACAACGCCAAGCGAAUGCGGUUAGGCCUAAAGCCCAUAUCAGUCUCCCUGACAGAAAUCGAGAGAUCUCGUGUCCUUCCUCAUUCUACUAGUAUGACUUCACAUUAUGGAGUUGAGGGCGAAAUGUCUCGAGGUGCUGGUGGGUUAAUAAGCAGGAAUUCCUUUGUACAUCCUCUAGAAUCCCAAUCUCAGCUUCAUGCUCAGCUUACUAAGCCUAUUCAGCAUUCUCAGUUGCUAGCCAAUCGAAACGCACCAGCCUCGAAGACAACUCAAUCUUCUAUUGCGUCAACUCGAAUAAAAAUCAUAAACGAUGGCACAUGUGGAGUACAGCAGUCCACUAACUCUUUGUUGCCAAGUAGCACCACCUAUCGGGAAAUGUCGCAAUUCCACAUUCCUGUGUCAGAUACAUCAUCGUCACAUUCUAACAAUAACCAUCAAGUGACGACUGCAUGUGGUGUUUUAACAAAUGGUCCAACUGAUCUGAGCGUGAAGAAACCUCCCUUACCACGUUAUUCUCUUAAUCCAAGUGAAGCCAACGCCGUUAAACAGCUGAUUGCCGGCUAUCGUGAGUCGGCUGCGUUCUUGCUACGAUCAGCUGAUGAACUGGAACAAUUAUUAAUGCAGCAAAAUUAACGAGCAGUAACGAUUUUACGAUAAAUAAAAUGCCAUAUUUUUAUCUUUCACCCAAAAAACAGAACAGAAGGUGAGCCAUUUAAAGUUCUAUAUACUAACUAACUAAGGUGAAUUCAUUGAGACAAACUGACUUUUAACGUCAGGUAAUUAGCUGUUUCAUCUUUAGGAACCUUCAGCAGAAUAGUGAA